AUGGAUCCCGAUGCCCCUCCACAACCCCACGACUGGCCCUCAAUCUGGCGCUGGGUCCUCGGCUUCCUAAUCGUCGGCGCAUGCUGGGGUUUCACAACCCCUUUCAUGAGACGAGCCGCCGUGGAACGAGACAAGAAGCCGCAACCGCCGAGACCAUACCUCACCGAUCCGAACGUCUCGUGGUUGAAGAAGAAGUUCUGGGGCAUUGUGUAUGCGGUCUUCGAUCUCUUGCGGAAUCCGAGUUAUGCGGUGCCUUUGCUUUUGAAUGUUACGGGGAGUGUGUGGUUCUUUUUGUUAAUUGGGCAGGCGGAACUGAGUCUUACGGUGCCUAUUACUAACUCUUUGGCCUUCCUUUUUACGGUGUUGGGAGAGUGGUGGGCGGAAGGGAAGACCAUUUCACGAGACACGUGGAUCGGAAUGGCACUUGUAUUGGGCGGCAUUGCUCUAUGUGUCCAAUCGAAGACGGCAUCUUGA
Molecule: messenger RNA, 474 nt
Organism: Zasmidium cellare ATCC 36951
Lineage: Eukaryota; Fungi; Ascomycota; Dothideomycetes; Mycosphaerellales; Mycosphaerellaceae
Exons: 3
Coding region: 1-474 (157 amino acids)
Source: RefSeq, a predicted model, not a curated record